CGAGGCGGGCGGGGCGCGGCAGGGACGUGCGGUCACGUGCGGCGGCCCGGAAGGUUCCACCCGGCGCCGCGCUGCCGGCCGCCCCCCGCGCUCGGACCCCGGCCCUGCCCGGCCCCGGCCACCCCCGGCCACCCCGCCGCUUGGUGCGGUCCAUGGCGGCGCAUCAUGGCGAUCGAAGGUGGAGAAAGAACCUGUGGCGUGCACGAGCUCAUCUGCAUUCGGAAAGUCUCUCCAGAGGCGGCCGGGUUCCUGUCCGCCGUGGGGGUGCUCAUUGUCUUGCUGCUGCUGCUGCUUCUCUACAUUAAUAAGAAGUUCUGUUUCGAAAACGUUGGCGGGUUUCCCGAGGCUGGGUCAGGAUACAGCACGAGGAAGAACUCACAAGAGACGCUUUAUAAUUCCCACCUGGACAGAGACGGGCAGGGCUCAUCCUCUGAAAGCGAAGAUGAGGCUCUGGGCAGAUAUCAGGAGGCCUUGUCCAGGACGCACCGUCCCAGGCUGCCCCUGGGGGGCUCGAGACACAAGCUGUACGCCUGGGAGACCAGACAGAAGUACAGCCCCCUGUCCGCCGAGUAUGACAGCUACGGCAGCGAGGCCUCGCUGGACGAAGGGAGCUGCGUGCAGAGGGUGAGCAGGACGCCCCCGCUGGACGAGCUGCAGCCCCCACCCUACCAGGACGACAGCGGCUCGCCACACCUGUCCUGCACGCCGUCUGAGGUCGGGGACAGCAAAUACGACUUCUCCCACUCCGGCAACAGCCCCCCGCACUCCUCCACCAAGUGCCCGAGUGAGGGCAGCACGGGCCCCGACACGGACGGCUUCCACCACAAAGUCUGUGAGGACGACGUCCUCAGCGACAGCACGGCCGUGCUGAGCCCCGAGGACAUGUCGGCUCAAGGCUCGUGCUCACAGCUUCCUAAGCCUUUUGGUCCCGAACCAGAAGCUAAGUACGGCACCCUGGAUGUGACUUUUGACUAUGACUCGCAGGAACAGAAGCUCCUGGUGACAGUCACAGCCGUCACAGACGUCCCCACAUAUAACAGGACAGGUGGCAGCUUGUGGCAGGUACACCUGGUGCUUCUGCCCAUCAAGAAGCAGAGAGCAAAGACCAGCAUCCAGAGAGGGCCCUGCCCCGUCUUCACAGAGACCUUCAAGUUCCACCACGUCGAGUCCGAGAUGAUCGGAAACUACGCCGUGCGCUUCAGGCUGUACGGGGUCCACCGGAUGAAGAAAGAAAAGAUUGUGGGGGAGAAGAUUUUCUAUUUAACAAAGUUGAACCUGCAAGGGAAGAUGUCACUGCCGGUGACACUGGAGCCUUCCUACAGCCAUUCUGGCUGCGACUCUCAGGUGAGCGUGUCAGAGGCGUCCUGCAGCGGGAGCACGUCGUCCUGCCAGUCCCUGGAGCGUGGCGCGGUCCCAGAGAUCCUGGUCGGGCUGCUGUACAACGCCACCACGGGGAGGCUGUCGGCGGAAGUGAUCAAAGGAAGCCACUUCAAAAACUUGGCGGCCAACAGACCACCCAACGGACUGUUCUGUUGUCUAAAACACUUGAUAGGUGGACAGGUUUAUAUAAUCCGAGACACCUACGUCAAGCUGACGCUCCUGAACUCCAUGGGGCAAGAGAUGUCCAGGUGCAAGACGUCCCUGCGCCGCGGGCAGCCAAACCCCGUGUACAGGGAGACCUUUGUCUUCCAAGUGGCCCUGUUCCAGCUCUCGGACGUGACGCUCAUCCUGUCGGUGUACCACAGGCGCAGCCUGAAGAGGAAGGAGAUGAUUGGCUGGGUCUCGCUGGGUCUCAACAGCUCUGGAGAAGAAGAGCUCAGCCACUGGGUGGAGAUGAAGGAGUCGAAGGGACAGCAAGUCUGCCGGUGGCACGCCCUGCUGGAGUCCUGAGGGCCGGAGGGAGGCAGCUGCGCCAGGUGGCCCGCCACCCGGAGGCCCGUCCUUUGAGGAGCCGGCUCCAACCUCCUUCCGAAAUGCUUUCGAUUCCGGGGGAAGAGCGCCUCCCGCUGGUAGAAACUCUGGUAGCGCUUUUCUGGAACAGGGAGAGGAGGCUGGGCGUCGACCAUCGGCCCUCGCAGCUCUGGGGCAGAAGAGCCAGUGGCGUCCACAGGAGAUGAGCGUCGAGAUCUCAGCCAGAGCUCGAGGGUCCUGCGUGGGAUGCUGCUCACGGGUGGGUCUCCACGCUGUCAGGAGCUCGGUCGGCCGGCUCUCCCAGGCUCGCAGCGCAGAGUCCCAGUGCAGGAGAGGCUCCUUGGCAGGAGGGAGGCGCUUUUGUGUGUUGUUUCGAAAACCACAAAAACAAAAACCUCAGACGAAGGUCUGCCUCUGCCUCCGCCUGGCCCAGAGAGUUCGAGUCCCUGUGCUGGAGGAGACGGGAGUUCCGUGCACUGGCGUGGCUGUCAGAAGCGCUCCCUGCACUCUGGUUUCCAGUGUCGGGGCUGGGAGAGCGGGGCCUGAUUUUCACGUUUCUUUCCAGCCUUUGAUUCUCGGAAACUGUGGUUAUGGGGAAACUCGUUUUAUUUUUAAGAAACAAAAAGGCAGGUGAGCAGCUGAAACUUGAGAACAGCUCAAGUGAAAGGGAGUUUUCUCUGUGUCUGUGUUCCGAGCGCUGCGGUAGCUGGCUGCGGGAAGCGGCGGCACCAGGUGGGAGGCCUCCAUGCCCACUACCGCUUGUGCUUGUGCUGCCUGCCUGCUGAGAGCAAGCGGAGAGUCCGUGCUGGCGUGCUCUCCACCGUGAUGUCAUCUGUGCCUUUCAGUCGGAGACAGUGGCUCCUACGGCUCCAAGCUGUUCGCAAAACUAGGCCUUCAAUUUUUAUAAAUGCGCAGACUCCUCAGAACAGGGUCGCGAGAUCCUUCCCGUCCUCUCCAGUCUGUCGAAGCCGUACGGUGUGUUGGUUUUGUAAACGGCAAAAGACGUUUUCAUUUGUUGUUUUCAUACGUGGGAACUCUGAUUGACCAGGAAUAUCAUGCCGUUCCUGUUUGAUUUUGCUUCUUACCUGAUAUAUAGUUUUAUGCAUAUACUUUAUUAAAUAGAGUAUGUUUUACA
Erinaceus europaeus (western European hedgehog) is the source of this 3046-nucleotide messenger RNA. RefSeq names its product synaptotagmin 14 (gene SYT14). The record is from RefSeq and is a predicted model, not a curated record. The transcript is spliced from 9 exons. Lineage: Eukaryota; Metazoa; Chordata; Mammalia; Eulipotyphla; Erinaceidae. Bases 166 to 1890 code for a protein of 574 amino acids.